UAAGGAUUAGGAUGUACUACGGCUAGAAUUUGAAAGUAGGCGCCAUCAAACAGCGAAUAAAGAUUUUAGGGUUUAUAGAUUAUGGUGAAGCAAAACAUAGUCAGUCUAUCUGCUCUCACUUGAAGUCAAGAACACAAUAAAAGAGCGGGAGGAACGCCCAUAUUUCUGGUAAAAGCCCCCAACCCGUCAGAAGAUGUCUAUUGGAGUCCGCGAACUAUGCGUUCUGGGAGCGUUCAAGCCAUUUGGCCUGGUCGCCGAAACUCAGGAAGGAAAUCCACCCCAGAUUUUAUCUGGCGAUUACAGUUACUUCCUCUUCAGUCCUGAAGUCACCAAACAAAGAGAAGUAGCGGAUGACUUCAACGAAGCUUCACCUUCCAGUGAUCGGAGUGAUCAAGAACUUUUUGUCAGAGGAAACAGGAUAGUAUGGAGCAUAGGUACACGAGUGUAUAAGAGGUUCACUUCACUCUCCACAGUGAUCAAGGUUUUCUUGUGCCGGAUGGGGGGUAUGUCUGAAACUGUUCUUUGUGUUCAACAAAUGGAUAGUUUAGCAAUUUAUAAUACCUCAGGAGAAGUCAUAUCUGUCCCUCUUCCUCAUAGCAUUUUAUCAAUAUGGCCUCUUCCAUGUGGGUUGCUUCUUGAACAAGCAGCAGAAGGGGUCUCAUUCACCAACAGCUCACACUCUUCUUCAAGCUUGUAUUUAAGUCCCAUUGACACAGUUCAUCCUAAAAGGAAUCUAAUCCCUUUACACAAUACGAAUAGGAAUAUUGAAAUUGAUUUUACCUUGAAGGGAGAUGGGUUUUCAAUGUCCUCACAUCUGAUAUUGAAGGACACCCUGGAAGAACCUCAGUUGACUUAUGUUGAAGAAAGAGGGAAACUUAACAUAAUGAAUGAAUUUGAUGAAAGAACCAUUUGGACAGGAGAGUGUGUACCUUUGAUGGCAUCAUAUAACAGAGAAAAGAUGCAGCAUUCCUUGUGGGCCGUGGAAAUUAUUAAUUCAAACAUGGAAGUGCCAAGUCCUAAGCUUUCUAAUAUCCCUUCUGGAGUGAUCUCAAAACAAUUUUCCUUCAGGAAGAUAUGGCAAGGGAAGGUUUCACAGACAGCUGCUACCAAGGUAUUUCUUGCAAGUGAUGAUGAUGCAUCACCCAUUAUUUGUUUUCUUCUCCAAGAUAAAAAAAUAUUGCUCUCUGUUUGGCUGCAAGCUGAAGACAUAAACAGUGAAGUAGUCUAUGAUAUCAAACCUGAAAUGAGCUGGAGCAUACCAGCAGUGGAUGCAGUACCAGUUUCUGUUACUCGCCCAAGAGUGAAUGUAGGUGCGCUUCCAUUUGCGGACAUUGUUACUUUGACACCAGAUAACAUUCUUCUUCUCUAUGCUGGGAAACAAUGUCUCUGUAAGUAUGUAUUACCGCCUUCUUGGGGAAAAGAGAACAGGCCAGACAAUAAUCUAAUGGAAGAAAAACCCGCUACGCAUGAUUUAAAAGUUAUUGGAUUAGCUGAUGCCGUCGAGGAGCGUAUAAAUGUAAUUAUGAAUAAUGGACAGAUUUACAGAUGUGCAUUGCGUCGCUUCCCUUCAUCAAUGUUAGCUAAUGAUUGCAUCACAGCAAUGGCAGAAGGGUUGAAAUCUAGUUUCUACCAGCACUUUGUUUUUCUUUUAUGGAAGAAUGAUGACUCAGCUUAUCUAAGUAGGAACGAUGUUACUGCUGAUUCAGAGUGGGAGUCAUUUCGUAGUGUUAUAAUGAAAAUGUGGAGGUGUUCUACUCAUACUUCUAAAAGGCCUUCAGGUUUGACCUCGUGUUCGUCAUGGGAGUUUCUCAUUAACAGUUGCUAUCACAGACAAUAUUGUCAGAGUAAUCUAAUUGCUGGAGUUCCACAGUUGGUAUCUUCCAAUCGGCAGGGGUUUGAUGCAUCUGAGUUAUUUGAGGGAAGAACACAGAGAUCUAGCAACACAUUUUAUCAUGAGCUACUAGUUGAGAUCCUAGAUUCACUUCAUGCAGUAUAUGAGACUUUGAAACUAAACAGUCUCCGGAAAAGGGACUUGGAUCUCUUGGUAGUUCUAUUAUGUGAUGUUGCUGCAUUUUUAGAUGAAGAUUGCUACUUGGAUCAUUAUAUACGUGACUUUCCAAGACUUCUGAAAGGGAUUAAGAUGCCAUGUGAGACAUUUUCUCAGAAAAGACCGUCCAAUUUAUUCAGGUGGCUUGAGACAUGUUUGCGACAUGGAUGCAAUUCUGCUAGUAUAUCUGACAUCCCACCAUUGAUUUUUAAAGGAGGAAGCUCUGUUGUAAACUGGGCACGCAAAAUUGUAUCGUUCUACAGUCUUUUGUGUGGUGCAGAUCAAUUGGGUAAUAGGCUGUCAUCUGGUGUUCACUGCAACAUGGCAUCUGGAUCAUCUCACUCUAGAGAGGAAAUUACUGUCCUGGCAAUGGUGGGUGAGAAAUUUGGUUUACAACAGCUAGAUUUGCUACCGGCUGGUGUCUCUCUCCCUUUACGACAUGCAUUGGAUAAGUGCCGUGAAUGCCCUCCAGUGAAUUGGCCUCCUGCUGCUUAUGUACUUAUUGGCAGGGAAGAUUUGGCUCUGCCACGGUUAGCAUAUCCAACCAAAUCAGGGGAACUUGAGUAUCAUAUUAAUGCAAAUUUAGUUUCUGCGUGUACUCCGUACAUGCUGCACCUACACCCUGUGACGAUUCCCCCCUCUGUAUCAGACUCAAUAGAGUCAGAGAAUAACAAGCUAGAAGAUGCAGAUUCUCUUGAGGGAUCUAAGAAUGAUGGUAUGGACCAUAUUUUUAACUCUAGCACGCUAUUGCGGUAUGGUCGUGAUCUGCGGCUAAAUGAGGUUAGACGAUUGUUAUGUUCUGCUAGACCAGUAGCUGUUCAGACACCAGUUAACCCAACUGCCUCAGAUCAGGACCUUCAACAGGCUCAACUAUGGCAACUUGCGCAGAGGACUACUACCCUUCCAUUCGGGCGUGGCGCUUUUACACUUUCUACUACUUGCACACUCUUGACGGAGGCACUUGGAGUCCCGAAGCUUGUAUUAGCAGGUCGCCUGCCGGCUCAACAAAAUGCAAUGGUUAAUCUAGAUCCAAAUGUACGAAAUGUACAGGAACUUAAGUCUUGGCCAGAGUUUCAUAAUGCUGUUGCUGCUGGGCUAAGACUUGCUCCUGUUCAGGGUAAAUUGCCUAGAACUUGGAUAAUGUACAACAAACCUAAAGAGCCAAGUGUUAUUCAUGCCGGACUACUAUUUGCUCUGGGGCUGCAUGGGCAUCUUCGUGUCUUAACUAUAUCUGACAUAUACCAAUACUAUUCACAGGAGCAUGAUAUUACAACUUUAGGAUUAAUGAUUGGACUAGCAGCAUCAUACAGAGGAUCAAUGCACCCAGCAAUAUCAAAGUCACUUUAUGUACACAUACCGGCACACCAUCCAACUUCAUAUCCUGAAUUUGAACUAACAACACUUCUGCAGUCUGCAGCACUUAUGUCUCUUGGGCUUCUGUAUGAGGGAUCGGCCCAUCCUCAAACAAUGCAGAUUCUUGUGGGUGAAAUAGGUCGUAGAAGUGGAGGGGAUAAUGUACUUGAGAGAGAGGGUUAUGCACUCUCUGCUGGGCUUUCACUGGGGCUUGUCGCAUUGGGUUGUGGAGAAGAUGCUAUUGGCUUUGCAGACAGAUUGGUAGAUCGACUGUUUCAAUAUAUCAAUGGCAGCGGUGGUCCAAAUGAGCGGUACUCAUUUACAUCACCAGUUGAUGAACACAACCGCAGUGCGGGACAGAUAAUGGAUGGCACAUUUAAUAAUAUUGAUGUUACUGCUCCGGGGGCCAUAGUUGCUCUUGGUCUCAUCUACUUGAAGACUGAAUCAGAAAUGAUAUUCUCAAGGUUAUAUAUUCCACAGACGCGCUUUGAUCUACAAUAUGUGCGACCAGAUUUUAUAAUGCUACGCAUCAUUGCUCGGAAUUUGAUCAUGUGGAGCAGGGUUCAGCCAUCUGAAGAAUGGAUUUGGUCUCAGAUUCCACAAGUUGUUCAACAUGGUAUAGAAGGCCUUGCAGAUGAUAUGGACAACAUGGAUGAGGUUGAUGCUGAAGCUUUUUUUAGAGCAUAUAUCAACAUAGUGGUUGGAGCAUGUAUUUCCCUGGGGCUGAGAUUUGCUGGCACAAGAGAUAGCAAUGCACAAGAACUUCUUUACAAGUAUGCUUUGUAUUUCCUUAAUGAGAUAAAGCCUGUUUCUUUUACAAGUGGACAUACCUUUCCAAAAGGGCUAUCUGAAUAUGUUGAUCGUGGCACACUUGAAACAUGCCUUCACCUCAUUGUUCUUUCCCUAUGUGUGGUUAUGGCUGGAUCUGGGCACUUGCAGACAUUUAAACUGUUGAAAUUUCUCAGAUCUCGAAAUUCUUUUGAUGGGCACUCCAGUUUUGGUAUUCAGAUGUGUGUAAGCUUGGCCACUGGAUUUUUGUUUCUUGGAGGUGGAAUGCAGACCUUCUCCACCAGCAAAAGUUCUAUUGCUGCUUUGCUAAUAACCCUUUAUCCACGGUUGCCAAAUGGACCUAAUGACAACCGAUGCCACCUUCAGGCAUUCCGACAUUUUUAUGUUCUGGCAACAGAAGCUCGCUGGAUUCAAACAGUUGAUGUUAACACUGGAUUGCCUGUCUAUGUACCACUUGAAGUUACUAUCCGGGAAACUGACAACUAUGCAGAAACAAGUUUCUGUGAGAUCUCCCCAUGCAUCCUUCCAGAGCGCACCAUUUUGAAGGCUGUUCGCAUUUGUGGUCCCCGUUAUUGGCCUCAAGUCAUUGAGCUCAUCCCAGAAGAAAAGCCAUGGUGGACUUCGGGGGACAAGAGUGACCCGUUCAAUUCUGGUGUACUAUAUGUGAAGAGAAAAGUAGGAGCAUGCUCAUAUGCGGAUGAUCCUAUAGGUUGCCAAUCACUGCUAUCACGAGCAAUGCAUAAAGUUUUUCGGUUCACACACUCGAGAGUAUCUGGAAGUUCCAAGUCUAUAGCUGAUAUCACCUUAGAUCAGUUAGUCAGUACAUUCUCAUCUGAUCCAAGCUUAACUUCCUUUGCCCAACUAUGCUGUAAUCCUUCAUGGAAUAGCAGGUAUGGAAUUGCCUUUCAUGAGUAUUGCUUGCAAGUGCUAUUCGAGUGUGUGAGCAAGGACAGGCCAGCCCUUUUACAGGUGUACUUGUCCAUAUACUCCACAAUCGAGUCAAUGGCUGAACAAGUCACGGGCGGUUCCAGUAACUUUAGUGAUUCAAUUUUCCUCUUUAGUCUAAAGCUUGCACUGUCCUAUGGCGAAUCCUUGCUGAGUAAAAAACUAACCAGUUCAGGAAGUGGCAUCAUGCACACAACUUUUCUGGGUACAAUAAAGAAGAGGGUGGAGGAAAUUCUCAGUUCUUCAUCCAAUUUACAAAGCAAUCUUGAGGAUUAUAUGAAAUCAGGAAAAUGGCCAUCUGAUGGUAGCCAGGCUUCAACUCAUCUUUCAUGGUAUCUACAGUGGUAUGGAGUGCCAUCAACAUAUGAACUUAGAAAAGCCAAGGAGAAAAUGAAGGCCCUCGGCAUGCCCUCAUCUGUUCCUUUACUGCAUUUGUUAUUUCCGAGAACAAGUGUUAAUGCACUUGCUGAGAUCAAUAGGUAGCGUCUGUUGUAAUAUCUAUACUGCUGGUGUUGAAUAUCUCAGCAUAUGGGGCCGAUUCUUAAGCUGAAACAAACACGUAAUGUGUGGUGUUGUAAAAUCAUUUUUUUGCUUGGGAAGUGUAAAUUAAAAGAAAGAACCUGUUAACAAAUCAGGGUGAUAACUGUUGGAAAGUGAGAAAGUCUGGUAAGAUGUGCAACUAAUUGUAACUUGUAAGGUAGGUUAGUUAACAAGCAGAAUUAACUCAAAGGCUUGCAGUAUAGUAGUUAUAGUAAUACCCCA
This is a messenger RNA of Cuscuta europaea, 5896 nucleotides long. The record is from the annotation of a GenBank genome assembly. Lineage: Eukaryota; Viridiplantae; Streptophyta; Magnoliopsida; Solanales; Convolvulaceae.